UCCGCAGCCGCGGUCCCGCCCGCUCCCCGGCGUGUCCCCCCCCCCCCGCCCCGCACCCCGCCGCGCCUUCUCCCGGCCGUAGCGGUGCUGCUGGGUCCGCGUCCCGCCUCUGCGCCCGGAGGACAUGCGGAAGAGAGGAUGAGCCAGAGGGACACGCUGGUGCAUCUGUUCGCCGGGGGAUGUGGUGGUACAGUGGGAGCUAUUCUGACAUGUCCACUGGAAGUUGUCAAAACGCGGUUGCAGUCAUCUUCUGUGACACUGUAUAUAUCUGAAGUUCAGCUGAACACGAUGGCUGGAGCAAGUGUGAACCGAGUAGUGUCCCCUGGACCUCUGCAUUGUCUAAAGGUUAUCCUGGAAAAAGAAGGCCCUCGCUCGUUGUUUAGAGGAUUAGGCCCCAAUUUGGUGGGGGUGGCCCCCUCCAGAGCAAUAUACUUUGCUGCUUAUUCAAACUGCAAGGAAAAGUUGAAUGGUGUUUUUGAUCCUGAUUCUACCCAAGUACACAUGGUUUCAGCUGCAAUGGCAGGUUUUACUGCAAUCACUGCAACAAACCCCAUUUGGCUUAUAAAGACUCGGUUACAGCUUGAUGCAAGGAAUCGUGGGGAAAAGCGAAUGGGUGCUUUUGAAUGUGUUCGUAAAGUAUAUCAGACAGAUGGACUGAAAGGAUUUUACAGAGGCAUGUCUGCCUCAUAUGCCGGCAUUUCAGAGACAGUUAUCCACUUUGUUAUUUAUGAAAGCAUUAAGCAAAAACUAUUAGAAUAUAAGACUGCCUCUGUGAUGGAAAGUGAUGAAGAGUCUGUGAAGGAAGCAUCAGAUUUUGUGAGAAUGAUGCUAGCUGCUGCCACCUCCAAAACCUGUGCUACCACCAUAGCGUAUCCACAUGAAGUUGUAAGAACAAGACUACGUGAAGAAGGAACAAAAUACAGAUCUUUUUUUCAGACACUAUCUUUGAUUGUUCAAGAAGAAGGUUAUGGGUCCCUUUACCGCGGUCUAACAACUCAUCUGGUGAGACAGAUUCCAAACACAGCCAUUCUAAUGGCCACUUAUGAAUUGGUUGUCUACCUCCUUAAUGGAUAGCAGCAGGGGCUGCCAUGCUACAGAGCAGGGAGACCAAAAGAUGCCAGUGGACCAGGGGAUCUUGAAGCCAGCAAGGUGGACAGAAGACAGUAGAUUGGAAACAUGUUUUAACUACUAUGGCUGAGUGGAAGUUUGGUUAUAAAACAUAAGAUACCACACCACACUGGUCUUUCAGUAAAAAAAGCCUGUGCCGCCUCUUAAGAGAAUGCUUUGAAAAGCAUUCCAUGCUCAAAAUUGCCGUUUUCUCUGCCAUUGAUCAACAGCUAUGGUUUCGUUGUAUUGAUUGACAACAUUCAGAAUAUAGUGUUAAUUCCAUGAGCUUUUUUUUUUUUUUUUUUUUUUUUUUUGGCCUUUUAAACAAAGUCAUCCCUAGGUAUAUACUGUGCUGUAGUUUUCCAAAGAGAGUAGUGACAAUUACAGAUGUCUAACUAGAUUUCCCCUGGAAUACUCUAAACAGUAGGUAGAUCCUUAAUACCAUUUCCCCAAAAGAUCUUACCUGCUACAAUAUUUUAUUUGACAUCAGUGAUCACUGCACUUUAACAUAUUUUAUGUAUUUUCAGCAUUAAAAAUGUUUUGGUUAUAGCUAAAAGAUAUCUAUCAUAAUGUGGACUUUAAGUUUACAUAUCAAAUGCACAUGGUUAAUCAAAUGCACAUGGUUUUUGGUUUGGGCUAUAAAGAAAGCGAGUGGAUGGGCUGGAGAGAUAGCUCAGCCAUUAAAGGCUAGGCUCACAACCAAAAAUAUAAGAGUUCGGUUCCCAGCACCCAUGGUUGUCUCUCUAGCCCCCCCCCCAAAAAAAAAAAGAAAAAGAAAAAGCAAGUGGAUACUGACUCAGUGACUUAGAGAACAUCCUCAAAUUUUCUCCAAUUAUGAAAUGCAUGAAUGGAUGCAAUUUUGAUUCCAUAAUCUGUGAGCUGUAAUGUGAUUAUCACAGUCUCAACCCUACUUUAAAAGUAGAAAAGCUAACACUUGAACUUUUUCUACUUACUUUCACAUUAAGAAUUUUAACCUUUGAGUUAUUUCCACAUCUGUAUUGGUUGGUAGAGAAAAUGGUAUUUUUCAGUUUUGUCCUUUAUAGGUUCCUUGAAGUAUUUAGGACAAUAUAACUAUUACAAAAAGAAGCCUUCAGCUAUCAGAUAGAGCAAAUCUUAGUUGGCAAAGAGUCUGUAAAUGAGUGUGCUGCAUUGGACAAUGUUAUUCUGUCCUAGUUUCUGGAAUGCUCUGUCAUAGAGCUGGGCUAAUUUUAGUUCAAUGUGUUAACAAGAUGUAGUUUUAAAAUUUUGCUAUUGAGUCAGCAACACCUUCUAAUACUUUAAUGUAUGAUAUAUGGCCAUUAUGAAGGUGUUUGCUGCAGUACUAUAGAUUUUCCUAUGGGUGUUGCUAUACUAGUAUAUUAAGCUUCUACAGUUAAACUCCACUGCGGUACUUAACUCAUCAGUGUACCUUAACUUCACAUUUUGCGCAAUGGCUUUCUCUUCAGAGUGACUUUGUGAAUGCGCUUUGUGGCCUUUUGAGGGGUUAAGAAUUAGGAGAGAAUUCAUGUUAGUUUUUUUAACGUUGUUAUGUAUUGGGCAGAAGCAGUGUUCAUAAUAUUUUUCUGGAUUUUACAUAUGUUUUGGAGAUCUUAACAGUGUUUUAAGUGUGCAGUGUACUGUGUAAUGCCACAAUAUUAUGGAAAAACCACAUGCCAUUGAAAGCUUUUUCUGCUCUCACCAAUGAAGUGUAAUUCCUUCUUAAAUUUCUCACCUUGACUUCCUUGUAACAGUAACUGGAUGUUUUUGAGGUGCUCAAUUGGAAUUACAAAUAUUCCAGUCAAUGUAUUUGGAGACCAAAGGAAGUUUAGAUUGUUACCUUUGGAAUUAUUACAGCUUUGACAUUUAUUACAUGGAACAUACCAAAAAAUAAAUACCUGCUUGUGGGUUUAACUUAAAUCUGUAGAGGAGGUCUCAGGCUAUAGUGUUUCCUCUUCAGGUGCCAUUGAUACUGCCUAAUACAGCACCAUUUGCUCGUGGGAAGAUCCAUAACACUUAGUUGUGUUGAAUGUAGGGCAUGUUCUCCUGUGUUACACAAAUCGCAAGGGAUGAAGAAUGACACACAAACCAGCAGCCAAGGAACACCUUAUGUAGUCGUAGCAAAUCCAUAAUAAGUGUCCUUCAAGAAAGAACAUGUGAUACUCUGUAUUUUGCAAGUAAGACUUAUUAACCUCUAGUACAUUGUACUCAGCUUUUAAAGUAUUAGUGUGUGUUCUGCAGAAAGGGGUUUUAGAGUCUCAGUAUUUCCUUGUAAAGCAGCUGUUGGAAAGGAGCAAUGAGGUCUUUUGUUUUCCCCUGAGCACUAUCUGCCACAGUUUACUUUAUGACAGAGAUAAUCCAAAAGAAAACUCAUACGUGUGUUAUAUAUAGUUUGUCUCUAAAGUAUUUCUUUGAAAAUUUUCUUAAAUCAGUUGUAAUGUUUAAAAAGAUGUGCAUACUCUAUGCAUUGGCCUUUUUACAACCUGUUUUCAGUCGGAUAACCUUUUAAAACUUCUUAGAGACCUAGUGUGGACCUUGUUGUAUACUUUUGUUGUAGUCUUCUCAGAAUAUUGAACUUAGGCUGGAACAGUAACUACUGGAAGCAAACCUCACACAGCAGCAGCUAGAACUCUGCUACUGUUGCUCAAAGGCUUGAAACUUGCAUAUUCCAGUUGGUGAAUUGCCAAGCUGUAGUAGGAUACCAUACAGUGCUUUAAAUUUCCAGGGACCUGCUACCAGACUUGUCUUUGGUUCGGUUUGAUUUCUUCCUUCCUUUUAUUUUAUUUUUUUUUAAUGAUUUGCCUCUUACUGCCCAAGAUGACCUUAAACUUCUGCCUUUGCUGUCAUAAGAGACCCGCCCCUCCAUACUCACUAAAUCUGUCCAGUUCCCAUUAUGUAACUGUGUGGAACCAACCUGACUGACUAGAGGGGGCUCAAGCUAGAUUGUAAUUCUGAAUUCUGUAAUUCUGACAGCAUUGUUAGGUCACAUAGCCCAGCCUUUUGUCUCCUAAACCUGGAUGUUUGCCCCAUUAGGAUGAGCACAGUUUGGGGUGUUUAAAAGAAUAAAUGUUCAUUUACUAAAGUCUAAAUAUUUGGCUUUUUAAAAUCAGAAAAUAGUGAUUUCAAUUUGAAGACUGUAAGUGGAAGAAAUCCCUGUUUUCUUCAUGCCUUUUGGUUCACAUGCUCUUCUGUCUGAACUGUUUUAGUGUGCUGGGGACCCCUGUGGGGUGUAUACACAGCUCAUUUAUCAUCGUUAAUCACGACUUUCAACAUUCCUUAGAAGAUCGGUAUGUCUGAUUAAAUAGGACAGAAUGUAAAAGAAAGUGUGCUUUUCUGCCUCCUCACAUACCUUCUCCACCAUAACUUUAUGUUUCUCAAGUGUACCUUGACUUUUAUGCUAUCCAUUUUAGAAACUAAAAACUCUAGUUCUGAUCAGUUUUGUUAAACUUUUUGAAUGUACCCCAGUGGAUGUGAAUUAAAUUAUACCAAUCAUUCAUAGUUUAGUCAGCUUUAAAAGAGCUGAUGAGUUUUGCCCAUUCAUGUGAGUGUUACUGUUGUUGCAUUUUUGUACAUGGCUGCAAAUUAUGUGCAUUUAUUUUGUAUUUAUGUUAACUAGCUGACUUGUACUUGAAUUAAAAUUCAAAAAUUAAAAUAAA
Psammomys obesus (fat sand rat) is the source of this 4739-nucleotide messenger RNA. RefSeq names its product solute carrier family 25 member 36. Gene Ontology annotation, biological process: pyrimidine nucleotide import into mitochondrion. The transcript has 2 exons. Gene Ontology annotation, cellular component: mitochondrion. Gene Ontology annotation, molecular function: pyrimidine nucleotide transmembrane transporter activity. NCBI's taxonomy places the organism in Eukaryota, Metazoa, Chordata, Mammalia, Rodentia, Muridae. The coding region runs from base 139 to 1074 and encodes 311 amino acids. The record is from RefSeq and is a predicted model, not a curated record.